UAAAGCAAAGAUAUGUGUUUUUUAUUUUACCAGUAUGGCUAGUGCAUUAUCAGAAGUCGACGGACGAGUAUGCCCGUAAGUAAAGCAGUGGAAGCAGCCUUUAAGGCUAUCAAGAAUGACAACCCAGAUAUUGUAAUAGAAAUUACAAAAGCCAAUGAAAAUAUAUUAUGGAGCAGUACAGAUCCUGAAGAAUCAACAAGCUUGUUUGCGUGUGCUGUAACAAAUCGUCAAGAGAAAGUGGCACAAUUUCUUCGUGAACUUGGUGCAAGCACGGGUAGAAAUAUAGUUAAUUUCAUCGAUGAAGAUGGAAACAAUAUGUUACAUGUAGCGGCGAAGUUAGCUCCUCAUUCUAAGUCAAGCCACAUUUCUGGUCCAGCAUUGCAGUUGCAAAGUGAAUUGCGUUGGUUUGAGUCAGUGAGAGCCAUUGUUCCAUGGCCGUACAAAGAACAAAAAAAUAACGCCGGAGAAACUCCAUUCCAAGUGUUCGCUAGAGAACACAAGGAUUUAUUAAAGGAAGCUGAAGAGUGGAUGAAGAAAACGGCAGAAUCUUCUACAGUCGUAGGUGCACUCAUCAUAACUAUUAUGUUCGCCGCGGCUUUUACUGUUCCUGGUGUGUUAAUGUUUUUGGGGAUCCUGACUCCACGUUAUGGUUAUCAAGAUUUUCUAAUAUCCUUACCCCUUAAGUGGAUGAUUGGUGCGUGUUCACUCUUCAUCUCCAUUGCAACAAUGGCGGUGGCAUUUUGUGCUUCUCUUUUUAUUAUGUUAAAAGGUCGAUUGGUGGUCUUCAUUCCAAUAACUUUGCUUGCUGUCAUUCCUGUCAUUCUCUUUAUGUUGGUGCAGUCUAAACUUGUUCUUGAGAUUUAUUCUUCGACCUGUAGAUCACACAUCUUCGGUCCGUCCUUUGCAACCACACUAGGAAAAUAUGUCAGAUCGCGGUUAUUUAUAAGUAGAAUGUUCAUAAGAAGGCCGAUAGAUGAUUAGUUAAGGUUAUUUAUAUAUAUGUUUUUUAUUUUGCCAUAACUCAAGUGGUGUGAAGGAUUGUAAUAUUCUAUACAUGUUGUAGUUACAAUGAAUAUCUGGUGGAUGCACAUUGUUUCCGUAUUUUAUAAUUCUGUGUCAAAUUCUUCUUUGCUAAUGUUGUGUUUUCAUUGCUGAUUCAUUCUUCCACACCAAGCUACAAAUUUAUUAAAUUUUUGUAUAUUUA
This is a messenger RNA of Rubroshorea leprosula, 1204 nucleotides long. The record is from the annotation of a GenBank genome assembly. NCBI's taxonomy places the organism in Eukaryota, Viridiplantae, Streptophyta, Magnoliopsida, Malvales, Dipterocarpaceae.